AUGCGUGCAGCUGUCUACACAGUCGGAGAAGAUAUUGGUUGGAAAAUGGCCGACAUACCCGUUCCUCAUCAUUCUUCCUUCUCAGUCUUGAUUCAAGUUAAAGCGGUGGCACUGAAUCCGUCCAACUUCAAGCACCCCAUGAUUACUGCCACGUGGCCUUUCAUCAGACACCUGCGCAAAGACUGGCCCAUAGGAUACGACGUGUCGGGUGUGGUGCUUUCAGCCGGCACGUCGAGAGCAUGCAACGUGAAGGCGGGGGACAAGGUGUGGGGUAUCUCGAUCGGCGUAGCAGGAGAAUUUGCUGUGGUGCCCUGCUUUCUGACCGUGCCAAUCCCUGGAAAGCUGAGCUUCGAGGAAGCUGCUGGCCUCGGUGUCGCGGGUCUUACCACCCUGAUGGGCUACGAGCGCAGUGGGCUCGGCCCAAAGCAGAAGGUGCUCGUGGUGGGAGCGUCGGGUGGAUGCGGCCAGUUCGGAGUGAUGUUGGCAGGUGCGAUCGGUGCAAAGGUCACCGGCAUCUGUGGAAGCCAGAAUAUCGACUUCGUCAAGCAGUUGCAUGCUAACGUUGAUGCCGUUUUCGACUACAAGCAGCCUUUCAAGAUGGCUGGCCUCUUUUCGAAGGGCCGUUAUUUUGAUGUCAUCUACGACACGGUCACAAGCAGUGCUCCAGAGGAUCCUAACUACGAGCCCAUGCUGGGGCCACUGCGGAAAGACAACGGAACCUACUUGGCGAUAGGGCCAUGUCCCAAGUCUUCAGACCAGUUCCGCGCUUUCUGGGACGGAUUCACUCGACCAUUUGGACUGCAAUUGCAGCGAGAAGGCUACGAUUGGUACUUUCUGCUACCAACCAAAACCCUUAUGCUAAAGCUAAAUAGCUUCUUCGAUUCUGGUGAACUGACCGAAGUGCCCAUUGACUCCAAGUAUGAUGCCUUGGAGUCCAGUGACGCCAUAGAGCAAGCAAUGGACAGGCAGAAGAGCCGCAGAGCUGUCGGCAAGAUUCUGCUGACCUUCGACAGGGCAGUCCUCUUCCAAGGCUUAGACUUCGUGCCAAUUAGCUUCAUGUCGAUUGUCCGCACGCUGCCCCGCUCGGAGGUCAUGGCUCACCUUGCCCUGCGACAUGGUUCGGUGCAUGCCGCCAAGUGGUUUGAAUCCAAAGGAGUUCAGCUCAAAACAGAAGAGGACGGAAGAGUGUUUCCUGUCUCAAAUAGGCGUGCCAUCUUGUGCAUGGGUUCAGCUCAAAAGCGCUCUGUGCAAAAGUUGCUGCGUGAUGCUGGUGCCCAACUUCGCCCGCUGGCUCCAUCACUGUUCUCCGUCUUGACAAGUUCCCGUGACCUAGCAGGCUUACAAGGACUCAGCGUGCCAGAUGCCGCCCUCGAACUCGUCGGCGAGCAUCUUCCGCGCAUUCGCGGGGCAGUGCUAAUUACCCAUGAGGGCUUAUCUGGGCCCGCAAUUUUGCGUCUUUCGGCUUGGGCUGCCUUUGCUUUUCAAGAGGCUGGUUAUCGGGUCAGGUUGAGAGUGAACUGGGUUCCAUCACUGACUCUCGAUGAUGCCGUCGAAGCGAUACUUGCUGUCCCGUUGGGUCGCAGUAACCGUCCUCCAGUGCGACGGAAGCCAGUAGGAGAUGUGUCACCCUGGCCAGGGCUAUUGCCGGCCCGGCUUUGGGGACGGCUGCUGCAAAAGCUCGAAACCGAGGAAGGUAACAGCAAGUUCAGACCCUUCGUGCGGCAGUACAGGGUAGACGGCUUGCCGCUAACACAGUGGCCGUGGGCUGUCUUCGGGUUUCCAGACGCCGGCAAGUGUCUUGCACUUGCACUCUGGAAUCACCUCACGGCACUCGAGGUGGAGGUUCGUGGCCGUCGAACGAACAAGGAAGAAUUCGUUACUGCAGGUGGUGUGGACGCGCGAGAGCUCGAUUGGGACCGGAUGGAGUUGAGAUCAUGUCCAGGACUUCACUUUGCGGGGGAGAUCGUGGACAUCGACGGUAUCACAGGCGGCUUUAACUUCCAAGGUUGCUGGUCGACUGGCUAUGCAGCUGGCAUUGCAGCUGCCGCUCACAGUGCAGAAGACAUCCAAAGGCCGACAACAGAAGCUGUUCCUGGAGGCAGAUGUGUGAUGGGAGAGCUGUUGGGUGGUGGCAUGACUUUGGCCGCUCGCCUCUGCCGGGGCCAUGUCUUUCGGAGGCCGAUGGUGCUGCGUCAAGUGACCCGCGGCAUGGCCCUCCACUGGCGACAUGGAGGCACACCCUCAGGUGUGGGCAUCGGCGGCAAUCGCUCACCCCCUGAUCUCUUGUCCGAGCUUGGCAACAUAUUUGCCAAGGAAGGCAUUACGACCUUGUCGUCUCUGUCAGCUUCUUGGUUUGCAAAGGCUGACCAGAACGUCUCGAAGGGCUUGGACCCGGAGGAGUUUCGGGAGACGAUGGCCUCUGUGGGUUUGAAGCUAAGCGAUCCAGAGAGCGAGUCUCUCUUCGCGCACUUCGACACCGACAAGUCUGGCAUUAUCACAUAUGGAGAAUUUGCCAAAGGGCUGCAAGGAGAGAUGCCUGCAUUCUCGGCGUCUCUGGCCUUCAUGCAUCAGCACACAGGGCAUUUUCCGUCAAACCAGGAGAGACUUCGGGCGGCGAGGCCUAAGUUUGACGAGGCGGAAACUCACGAGUGGCUGGAGUCGCUUGAUGCAGUUGUUCAGAACCUGGGAACGACAAGGGCUCGCUUCCUUAUGCAUGAGCUUAUGGAAGAAGCAUCACGCCUGGGUGUGCACAUCUCGCAACCCGUAGUCACUCCCAUGGUGAACUCCAUUCCCACCUCUGCCGAACCGGCGUAUCCAGGUGAUAGGGCCAUGGAGGACCGUCUUUCCAACAUCAUCCGUUGGAACGCAGCAGUCAUGGUCAGCGACGCAAACAGGCGCGGUGGCGGGGUUGGAGGUCACAUUGGCACUUUCGCAUCCAUCUGUGACGUUUUGGAGGUCGGAAUGAAUCAUUUCUUCCGAGGGAAGGACUACGGUAAUGGAAGAGGGGACAGCGUGUGGAUGCAAGGACACGCUGCACCCGGAGCCUACUCGAGAGCCUUUGUCGAGGGUCGGCUCUCAAUUGACCAGGUCAUGAACUUCCGACGGGAGGUCGCCGGCAAUGGCGUUUCAAGCUAUCCGCACCCUCGUUUGAUGCCACAUUUCUGGGAGAAUCCUACAGUGUCCAUGGGGCUGGGACCUUUGGGCGCUGUUUAUCAGGCACGCUUCUUUCGGUAUCUUCAUUUGAGAGGUCUGGCAGACACCUCCAAGAGCCGUGUCUGGGCCUUCGUGGGUGAUGGAGAGAUGGACGAGCCGGAGUCCAUCACGGCCAUCUCGGUGGCAGGCAGAGAGCGCCUGAACAACAUGAUAUUCAUCGUGAACUGCAACUACCAGCGCUUGGACGGUCCGGUUCGCGGCAAUUCCAAAGUCAUGCAGGAGUACGAGGGAACUUUCCGCGGAGCUGGCUUCGAUGUCAUCAAGCUUAUUUGGGGCGGCAAGUUCAACGAACUCAUUGAGCAAGACCACGACGGCAAGCUCAUUGAGGCACUAGAAGCCACAGUGGAUGGCGACUGCCAGCGUCUCCAUGCAAAGGCCGAUGGUGCGCUGAUCCGCAAGGAUAUCUUCGAGAAGCACGGGCUGCUGGACCGUGUCGCGCACUGGAGCGAUGCGGAGCUGCUGGAGGCCUUCCAGGUCCCCGGUGGCCACGACCACUCCAAGAUCCAUGCAGCCUUUGCCCAGGCAGAGCAGAACUCGGAGAUGGGAGGCCGACCGACAGUGAUUCUCGUCAAAACCCUCAAGGGCUACAGUCUGCAGACCUUCCUCGGAAGAAACACGGUUCACCAGAAGAAGAUGAUGUCAGACUCCGACAUGAAAGCGUAUCGUGAUGCCAUGGGCAUUCCUCUGUCAGAUGAGCAGCUGGGCAAAGCAGAUGCAGAAAACUUUGUUACGCUCAAGGAGGACUCUCCAGAGGUCAAGUACCUGAAGGAGCGUCGGCAGGCUCUGGGAGGCUACCUUCCUCUGCGAGCACCGGCGAAAGUUUCUGCGCUGGUCGAGCUGCCCAAGCACGAUGUCUACGAUAUGUUUGACACAGGAUCUAAAGGCAGAGAGAUCAGCACGACCAUGUGCUUUGCGCAGAUUCUGAGAAAGAUGAUGCAGGCUGGUGAGUUCGGACAGCGAGUGACACUGAUGGUCACAGAUGAGUCACGAACCUUCGGGAUCGAUGCAUUCUUCCCGAUCUUUAAGAUCCAUGCGCCCUUUGGGCAGAACUACACGCCGGUGGAUGCGGAUCAGGUUAUGAAGUACGCUGAGUCACCCAGCGGGCAGAUUCUGCAAGAAGGCAUCAGUGAGGGUGGUGCUAUCAUGACCUGGAUCGCGUCGGCGACGUCUUAUGCGUCGCAGCACGCACCGACUCUGCCAUUCUUGAUUUACUACUCAAUGUUUGGAUUUCAACGUGUUGGCGACAGCAUUUGGCAGGCUGCAGAUGCACGAGCCCGUGGCUUCCUCAUUGGUGCGACAUACGGUCGAACCACCCUGAACGGAGAAGGCUUGCAGCACCAGGAUGGGCACUCGCUGCUCAUCGCGCACACCUGCCCGGCUGUGAAGGGAUACGACCCUGCGUUUGGCUACGAAAUGGCCGCAAUCAUCGAGAACGGUGUGAAAGAGAUGUGGGGCGAGGACAAGGAUGUCAUCUAUUAUGUCACGGCCUACAAUGAGAAUAUGGCAAUGCCUGAGAAGCCUGAGGGUGUGGACGAAGGCAUCGUCAAGGGCUUGUACAAGUUCUCUGACGCCAAGAGCGGAGACCACAAGGUGCGGAUCAUUGGUUCUGGCGCCAUCAUGAAGCAGGCCAUGGACGCUAUUGGCAUCCUUGCAGAAUACGGUGUUGGAGUGGAGCUUUGGAGUGCAACGAGUUAUGGGGAGCUUCAGCGCGAAGCCAUUGCGUGUCAGCGACUAGAACGUCUCGGUGGUGAGGCGCCAACGUCGUGGGUGGAACAAUGCCUUGGAGAUGGAGAAGUCACUGUGGCCGUGUCAGACAACAUGACAGCCUACCCAAAGCUGAUCGCUCCUUGGGUGGGUGGCGAUUUCAUCGUGCUUGGAGCAGACGGCUUCGGCCGCUCGGAUACACGCGAGAACCUGCGGCGCUUCUUCGAGGUGGACAAGGAACAUGUUGCGGUUGCUGCUUUGCAGGGCCUUGCCAAGCAAGGAAAGAUCUCUGCAGAUGUAGUUGCGCAAGCGCGGGCCAAGCUCGGAAUCAGCAUUGAGCGCAAGGAUAUCUGCAUGGAAACUGUCUGCUAA
Molecule: messenger RNA, 5289 nt
Organism: Symbiodinium sp. CCMP2456
Lineage: Eukaryota; Dinophyceae; Suessiales; Symbiodiniaceae
Source: the annotation of a GenBank genome assembly